AUGUCGACCGCGCAGCGACCACCGUACACUUUGACAUCGCUGAAGCGGUGGUCAGUUACCGACAAACAACUACCUGCUGUGUCUCAAAUCAAGACCAUUCAUGUUUACGAUUUCGACAAUACUCGUGAGUCUUCUUGUCGCCUGUCCAGAAAAAAAAAAUUAUAUUUACUGAAUAUCGCUGCAGUCUUUUACUCCCCGCUCCCCAAUCAUCAGCUAUGGAACGGACAAACAAUCGGUUUCCUGCAAGCUGAACAAGGCUUCGCGAAUGGCGGCUGGUGGCAUGAUCCCAACAUCCUGUCCGCCACUGGAAAGGGCAUGGAUAUCGAGGAGGCACGUGGAUGGCAAGGGUGGUGGAAUGAGAAUAUCGUGCGACUGAUCUAUUCCUUUCUUUUGAAUUUUCUUGUUUUUGCUAACUUCUAUCAGCUCCGUCUUGUCAAACUUAGCCUCGAACAAAAGGAUGCGCUUACAGUCCUCUUGACUGGUAGGCGAGAGGACCGCUUCGCCGAAAUUAUCAUGAGAAUAGUUGCAAGUCAGAACCUCCAUUUCGAUAUGAUCGGGCUCAAGCCCGUUGUUGGACCGAGUGGGGAACAAUUUUCUUCCACAGCAGUCUUCAAGGAAAAGUUUCUGGAAGAUCUCAUCCUUACUUAUGACCAAGCUGAUGACAUUCGGGUGUACGAGGAUCGCCCAAAGCACGCGACUGGAUUCCGUGAAUAUUUCGAAAGCAUGAACACGCUGUUCCAGACCAACCGAUCUUACAGAAAACCUCUCAAUGCAGAGGUCAUCAAUGUGCUUGAAGGGACAAAGUGCCUUGAUCCAACCACCGAAGUUGCUGAGGUGCAGCACAUGGUCAAUUUACACAACCACGGCCUGCGCAAUCCCGGCCAGCAAACAUCCAAGAAGUCUAACGCAUUGCUCCGCAUCAAGAAAUCUGUACUCUACACAGGCUAUCUGAUCUCCAAGGAUGAUCAAUCUCGAUUGCUCUCUGAGGUUCUAAACAAAAUCCUACCACCUGGACUUGCAGACUCGAGGGAGCUAAAGUGCACGGCUAAUAACAUCAUGGUCGCCCCACGCCAGGCGUCCAAGCAGCUCCUCAAAUCAAUCGGCGGAUUGGGCAGAAAACUUAAAUGGCAGGUUACUGGCACAGCCAACUUUGAGAAUGCGGUCUUCGCCGCACGAGUGCGACCUGUUUUGCCCAGUGCGCCAUAUCAUUCUGAGAAUUCCAUCCCCCUGGUUGUCUUGGCGGUUCGCAAGCCCAAGCGUCCUGUUGAUGCCAGACUGAUCCAAAAUUGGCACCCUGUUCCAGCUGAACAGGCUUUGACAUUCGAGACAGAACUUGGGUUCAAAGAGAUCCUCUCAGUGGAGGAGUCUGUUCGAGACCGGGGUGUCCACUCAGGCCCAUGGCAAACCGGCAAGAAACGGUCUCGUCAGCAAUAUGAUGAAGGUGCCACUUAUUCUGGACGCGGUCAAUAUCCUGGCUAUGAUACUUACCCGCAAGACCAAUUCUAUGGACAUCAUUCAAGUCAUCAUCAUCAUCAUCAUCAAGACGAUGGUCCUCGUCGCGGUGCCCCCGCGUGGCCGUGGCCGUGGUAA
Molecule: messenger RNA, 1590 nt
Organism: Penicillium argentinense
Lineage: Eukaryota; Fungi; Ascomycota; Eurotiomycetes; Eurotiales; Aspergillaceae
Product: rRNA 2'-O-methyltransferase fibrillarin-like protein
Exons: 3
Coding region: 1-1590 (529 amino acids)
Biological process (GO): box C/D sno(s)RNA 3'-end processing; rRNA methylation
Cellular component (GO): box C/D methylation guide snoRNP complex; small-subunit processome
Molecular function (GO): rRNA methyltransferase activity; RNA binding; histone H2AQ104 methyltransferase activity
Source: RefSeq, a predicted model, not a curated record